AAAUCAAAUUCACCUCCCACCAUUCUCUGUUCCUAUCGUGUCUGAUUUCUACUCUUCCUCCAAUUGGCUGCGCCUCCUGUCAUUUUCCUUUCUGUCUCCACUUUCUACCUUUCGUCUCGAGUUUUUGCGUCGGAGGUCGCAGAAUUCUCUUCUCGAUCUGUCCGCCUCCGGUCUGAGAGAGAAGAGAGGGAAUGGCGCAUCGAGUAGAUCAUGAGUACGAUUACCUGUUCAAGAUAGUCUUGAUCGGCGACUCUGGAGUUGGCAAAUCCAAUAUUCUUUCAAGGUUCACCAGAAAUGAGUUCUGCUUGGAGUCUAAGUCCACAAUCGGCGUCGAGUUCGCUACCAGAACUCUUCAGGUAGAGGGGAAGACAGUUAAGGCACAGAUUUGGGAUACAGCUGGCCAAGAAAGAUACCGUGCUAUCACCAGUGCUUACUAUAGAGGGGCUGUUGGUGCCCUCCUUGUCUAUGACAUUACUAAGAGGCAGACCUUUGACAAUGUCCAAAGAUGGCUUCGUGAAUUGAGGGACCAUGCCGAUUCUAACAUUGUCAUAAUGAUGGCUGGAAAUAAAUCUGACUUGAAUCAUCUCAGAGCUGUUCCAGAGAAUGAUGGUCAAGCCCUGGCUGAGCGAGAAGGUCUUUCAUUUCUCGAGACAUCAGCACUGGAAGCAACUAACGUAGAGAAGGCAUUCCAGACCAUAUUGAAUGAGAUCUACCAUAUCAUAAGCAAAAAAGCAUUGGCAGCACAGGAAGCAGCUGCUACUACCACACUUCCUGGCCAAGGCACAACAAUCAACGUUGCUGAUGGUUCCGGGAACGUAAAGAAAGGAUGCUGUUCUACUUAAGGUGAUAGAUUAUGCUUCAAGAAGGAAACAUAUUUGCUAGCAAGUGGGCCUUUCUUUUAUUUCUCUUUGUCUUUUAUUUUUUUCUUUUUACCUGUUUCAAUUUUCUUUUCUUGAGAGAGAGACAAUGUAGUAUACUUUUUUUCUUUACUUCAUUGAGUUGUGACAACAAAAGCUUAUGACAUUAUCAAGGUUCAAUGACUGGUAUUUUUACCUCCAU
Rubroshorea leprosula is the source of this 1059-nucleotide messenger RNA. NCBI's taxonomy places the organism in Eukaryota, Viridiplantae, Streptophyta, Magnoliopsida, Malvales, Dipterocarpaceae. The record is from the annotation of a GenBank genome assembly.